CACGCAGCUGUAAAUUAUUGUAAGAUUUCAGCCUUUCUUACGCUUACUAAGUGUUGCACCAUAAAUCAUGCAGUUCGAUGUCCGGAGAUUAGAUAUUUAUCGUAAAGUUCCUAAAGAUUUAACUCAGCCUACAUUUACUGGAGCAGCCAUUUCUAUAUGCAGCAUUCUGUUCAUAAUAUUUUUAUUUGUAUCUGAGUUCAUGUUAUAUAUUACUGUUGAAAUAAAUAGUGAAUUAACUGUUGAGGAUCCUGUUAGACAUUCAGAAAAAAUACCAGUAUUUAUAAAUAUAACAUUACCUAAACUUGGUUGUGAAUAUGUUGGACUCGACAUUCAAGAUGAUAUGGGUCGACAUGAAGUUGGAUUCCGUGAUAACACGCAAAAAAUCGCAGUGGGCGAAGGUGGCUGUAGAUUUGAAUCUCAUUUCCUCAUAAACAAGGUGCCAGGAAAUUUCCAUGUGUCUACUCAUUCAGCUGAGAGUCAACCAAGACAGCCAGAUAUGACUCAUUUUAUUCAUAAAUUGCGUUUUGGAAUGGAUUUACAAGAAGGAAAGUAUAUAAAGGGUUCAUUUAAUUCAUUAGAAAAUGUUGAUAAAACAAAAUCAAAAGAUUUAGCAACACAUGAUUAUAUAGUAAAAGUUGUACCUACUGUAUAUGAAGAUAUUAAGGGGGGUGUACGAUAUCCUUAUCAAUACACCUAUUCUUAUAGAGAAGUGAUUCAGUUCCAUCAUGGAGGUCAAGCUAUGCCAGCUAUAUGGUUUAGAUAUGAUCUCAGUCCAAUAACAGUGAGACAUAAAGAAAGACGAAAACCAUUUUAUACCUUUUUAACAACUGUUUGUGCAAUUAUAGGAGGAACAUUUACAGUAGCUGGUAUAUUAGAUUCUUUUAUUUUCUCAGCAGCAGAAAUAUUUAAAAAGGCUGAACUAGGAAAAUUAUCAUGAUUUAGAUUUCUAGAAAAAGAUAGGUCCUAGUCUUUUGUAUUUUCCUGUCAGAAAAAGUACAUUCCAAUCUUUAUUACUUAUUCUUUUCCUUUCAUAAGCCUAGUAUUUUUCCAUUGCAUUCAUUUUAUUAAGAGUAGGAGAGAAAAUAUGUAUUAACAAACUGUAAAUUCUUGUUAAUACAGUAAAUUGAUCAUUCGGAACACAGAAUUUAACCCUAAUACAAAGAAAAUAUUGAAAUGCAAGUCUAAACAUUAUAUUAUUAUAAUGUUUACAAAAUAUUAUUGUAAACAAAGAAAGUUGAACAAUGAUUAUUGAGCAUGCUGAUAUUAUUUCUGUACCAAAUGGUUGUUGGAAUCAAAAUGUCCUUCCAGUUUAUUAGUAUGAAAUGACGCGAUUUUCAGAGCCAAUGUCUAAAGAACAUACAAGUAGAAAUUUCUAUUGUUUUGCAAUCAUCUAAGGGCAAAAGAAUUUAUACAAAUUCACAAGAUUUGUUUUUUAUGCUUGUAAAUAGCAAUAUUUAGUGGUUGAUGAAAGAAAGAUUCUUUUUGUUUUAUUCAGAAUUAAAAAUUUUCUGUUCUUGGAAAACAUAAUACAAAUCAAACUUAGAGGGUAUAUAUUUCAAAAGAAGGUUGAAAGUUGUUGAAGGUUACUGCUAAAACAUGCAGAAAAACCAAAACAAUUACACUUGAAUGCUGUGAUUUUAAUAAUUUUUGUUGACCUUUCAUUGUGUAUUUCUCAGAAUGUCAUAUAUUGAUACAAUAGUGAUACAGAUAAUACUGCUAAUAUUGAGCUCUUGAGAAUCCUAUUUGGUUAUCUGUUAAAUAAACUUCAGAUGUAGAAAUUUAGCAGUAUUUAUACUACCAUUAAUUGUUGUAUUAGUGUGGUACAUGAUUCAAAAUAUAUUCUUAUUAUAUUAAGAUCUCUCUUUUGUGAAAGAUUCUAACAAUCAAAAUAUUUUCCUAUAGAAAUCAAUCAUUUAUAAAGUUUUAUACAUGUCAAAAGACUAUUUUACUUUGCGAAAUUUUUUAAGCCUAAAUAUAACACUAUUUUUUACAGAAUUUUAAGUUGAAAAUGGUGAAAGACAGAAGAAAUGCAUUUGAUUACAAUGAAUGCUUUAUGAAUAAUGAAUAAAAUAUAGAUCAGUUGCAAAUUUAGAUAAAAGUAAAUAUUUUAUAUUUUGAGGGAGGAUAAAUACUCAUUGUUGGUGAUGGAUAGUUUUUAUAUGUUUAAAAAAGAUAUUGUUUUGUUUUUGAUUAUUAUCUUGAAUAAAGAGUUGAAGAUAU
This is a messenger RNA of Lottia gigantea (owl limpet), 2220 nucleotides long. RefSeq lists its product as hypothetical. Gene Ontology annotation, cellular component: Golgi membrane; endoplasmic reticulum membrane; endoplasmic reticulum. Lineage: Eukaryota; Metazoa; Mollusca; Gastropoda; Lottiidae. The coding region runs from base 68 to 937 and encodes 289 amino acids. Gene Ontology annotation, biological process: endoplasmic reticulum to Golgi vesicle-mediated transport; retrograde vesicle-mediated transport, Golgi to endoplasmic reticulum. The transcript has 9 exons. The record is from RefSeq and is a predicted model, not a curated record.